Molecule: messenger RNA, 1653 nt
Organism: Akanthomyces muscarius
Lineage: Eukaryota; Fungi; Ascomycota; Sordariomycetes; Hypocreales; Cordycipitaceae
Exons: 2
Coding region: 1-1653 (550 amino acids)
Biological process (GO): protein sumoylation
Cellular component (GO): cytoplasm; SUMO activating enzyme complex
Molecular function (GO): SUMO activating enzyme activity
Source: RefSeq, a predicted model, not a curated record
AUGGAUCCGCAGCAGCAGCAAACGAGCACCGAAGCCCAACCUCAGGCACAAGACACCAACGGCGCCUCUCAGUUCGAUCCCAACUUGGCGGCCCAAAUGUCGAAUCCAGACGCCAUGACCGGCAUCCUUCCAGGCCAGGGCUUCGUCCCAGACCCAAACAUCGCUAGUCUAUCCAUGGGCGACCCCUCCAUGAUGCUACCCAUGAUGUUUGCCAACGGCCAGGUGCCCCCACCGAUGCAAGCAACAAAGCCCAUAUCUGCCGAUGAAAUCGCGCUGUAUGAUCGCCAGAUCCGCUUAUGGGGUAUGGCCGCCCAGGCCAAGAUUCAAAACGCGAACAUCCUGCUCAUCACCAUGCGCGCGCUCGCCAACGAGGUCGCCAAGAACCUUGUCCUCGCGGGCGUCGGCUCCCUCACCAUCCUGGAUAGCGCACCCGUCACGGAAGCUGACCUCGGAGCGCAGUUCUUCCAAAACGACGGCAGCAGCCACGUGGGCCAGAACCGCGCAGAGGCCGCCGCGCCCGCCCUACGCAGACUCAAUCCUCGCGUGCAAGUGCAUGUCGACGCCGAGGGCGUCAAGACCAAGGGGCCUAGCUACUUUGCGGGCUUUGACAUUGUCAUCGCCACGGACCUGGACCCGGACUCGUUCAACCUCAUCAACACGGCGACGCGCAUCAACGGCAAGGCGUUUUACGCGGCGGGCACCCACGGUCUCUACGGCUUCAUCUUUAGCGACCUCAUCGAGCACGACUACGUGAUUGAGCGCGACGCCGGCAACGUCGCGACCCAGCCGCGCCAGGAAACCCGCACACGGUCCAUCAUCAAUGUCACGACAAAGAGUGAAGGUGGCAAGACGGUCGAGUCCGUCACAAAACGUGAGCUGUAUUCUACCUGGUUCCUCGCCAGCGACCUCGCCACGCUGCCCGACGAGUACACGUCGUCCAAGCGGCGCCUGCGCAGCGUCACGCCCGCGCUGUCGUGCCUGCGCGCUCUCUGGGAGUUUCUGCAGGUGUCCAACGGCAGCGGUCUACCGGCGACGCGCGACGACCUCAAGCUCUUCACACAGCUGGCAACGCAAAAGCACAAGGCGCUGCGCCUGCCGAGCGAGACGCUACGGCCCGAGUUUCUGCGCGCCUUCCUGCAGAAUCUCGGUGCCGAGGUUGCCCCCGUCGCCGCCAUCCUCGGCGGCCAGCUCGCGCAGGACGUCAUCAACGUCCUCGGGCAGAAGCAGCAGCCAAUUCAGAACACCGUCAUCUUUGACGGCAACACCAUGGAGGCACUCGUCUACGCCCUGCACCCGGAGGGUAAUCUGGGUGCCAAUUUACUGUCAGGCGGUGGUGGGGAUAUGAAUGGUGGCGCGGCGGCGCUGGGCGGCGGUAUGCCAAUGGACAUGAAUGGCUUUGGCAUGAUGCCUACACAUGCUAGCUUUGCCUUGGAUGGCAGCGCCGGGCUUGCGCAGAAUGCCAUGGCCAUGCCAGACUUGCAGCAGCAGCAGCAGCAGCAGCCGCCGCAGCCGCAGCCGCAGCCGUCGCAAGAGGGCGUGCAGCCUGCUGUUCCGGUGCAGCAACCGCCCGCGCAGCAGCCCGUGUCCGCACCGGAGCAGUCGCCGCAGGACCCUGCGGCGGCCGUCUCUGGCGAGCCUGCGCAGACCAGCUGA